Messenger RNA from Gymnodraco acuticeps, 4113 nucleotides. RefSeq names its product glycogen synthase kinase 3 alpha b (gene gsk3ab). The record is from RefSeq and is a predicted model, not a curated record. Lineage: Eukaryota; Metazoa; Chordata; Actinopteri; Perciformes; Bathydraconidae. Gene Ontology annotation, molecular function: protein serine/threonine kinase activity; ATP binding. Gene Ontology annotation, cellular component: cytoplasm; cytosol; nucleus. The transcript has 10 exons. The coding region runs from base 218 to 1540 and encodes 440 amino acids. Gene Ontology annotation, biological process: regulation of neuron projection development; negative regulation of TOR signaling; insulin receptor signaling pathway.
CUUGCGCGCUUUACGUAGUUGUGCGUCAACUCCCCAGUCCCCCCACCAUCACCGUUCUACAGAGGAAGAAAGGGGGAGACGGGCAACCUAUACAGAACGCUGUAAGUGUAGUUUAUAUUCAUUCCGAAUAUUAAAAUACACAUAUAUAUAGCUUAAGUUUGUGCCGGUCUGGCCACGAAUAACGUCCAACCUUGCCUCGGCUUUAGUUCAUACAAAUAUGAGCGGCAGCGGGCGGCCCAGGACCAGCUCCUUCGCUGAGCCUCCCGGAGCUCCCGGGUCCGCUGCAGCCGGUGCCGGAUCAGCAGCAGCCGGUGGGAGCUCGACAGGAAAGACUGGGGCUUCAACAGCCAGUGGAACCAGCUCGACGAGCUUCGGGAAUCUGAAACUGCCUAGAGACAGUGGCAAGGUGACGACGGUGGUAGCCACACCCGGCCAGGGCCCCGACCGCCCACAGGAAGUCUCUUAUACAGACAUAAAGGUUAUAGGGAAUGGCUCCUUUGGGGUGGUCUACCAGGCUCGCCUCAUCGACAGCCAGGAGAUGGUGGCCAUUAAGAAAGUUCUCCAAGACAAGAGGUUCAAGAAUAGGGAGCUGCAAAUUAUGAGGAAAUUGGACCACUGCAACAUUGUGAGGCUACGUUACUUCUUCUACUCCAGUGGAGAGAAGAAAGAUGAGGUGUAUUUGAAUCUGGUGCUGGACUUCGUUCCCGAGACCGUGUACAGGGUGGCUCGGCACUUCAACAAGGCAAAGACCACCAUCCCCAUCAUCUAUGUUAAGGUGUACAUGUACCAGCUGUUCCGCAGUCUGGCUUAUAUCCAUUCCCAGGGCGUGUGUCACAGAGACAUCAAACCCCAGAACCUGCUGGUGGACCCGGAGACGGCCAUCCUCAAACUCUGUGACUUUGGCAGUGCGAAGCAGCUAGUGCGGGGGGAGCCGAAUGUUUCCUAUAUCUGCUCGCGGUACUAUCGCGCCCCGGAGCUCAUCUUUGGAGCCACCGACUACACGUCCAACAUUGACAUCUGGUCGGCCGGCUGCGUGCUGGCCGAGCUGCUGCUGGGCCAGCCCAUCUUCCCCGGGGACAGCGGGGUGGACCAGCUCGUAGAGAUCAUUAAGGUGCUUGGGACACCAACGAGGGAGCAGAUCCGGGAGAUGAACCCCAACUACACAGAGUUCAAAUUCCCUCAGAUCAAAGCACACCCCUGGACAAAGGUGUUUAAGCCUCGCACGCCCCCCGAGGCCAUCGCUCUGUGCUCCCGGCUGCUGGAGUACACGCCGGUGACCCGGCUGUCUCCGCUGGAGGCGUGUUCGCACGCCUUCUUCGACGAGCUCCGUCAGCCCAACACCCGCCUGCCCAGCGGGCGAGAACUGCCGCUCCUCUUCAACUUCAGUCCCGUCGAGCUGUCUAUCCAGCCCCAGCUGAACUCCACACUCAUUCCUCCUCACGCUCGUGCACAGACAUCGCCUGCCUCACAUGAGGGCGGUGUGUCAGACAGUACCGCCCAGCCCAGCUCAGCACCCGGAUCCAUCAACAACAGCACCUGAGCACCACCCCUCUGCCAUCCUUUUAUUUUCGUCUUCCCCCCCCCAUCUUCCCUUUUCUCUCCUCUGCUCUUCUUCCUCUCCACCUUCCUCCUGGCUCCAAAACCCCUCUUUAAAAAUAGAAAUAACUUCACACACACUCAGCAGUGCUAUUGUCCCUGACUCUUUAACCAUUUCCAAUAGAAAGCAAUCUCUGUGGCUGCUAGCUUCUGGAAGGUGUGGGCUUGUUUUAAGGAUAUUUGGGGAGCCAAGCGUGGGUUUAAAAUAAGCUGCCGUUCAUCUGGCCUGUUAGAAUAAAUCAACUCGACAUUGGUAGGGUUUAUUGGCAUAAAAAGGAGGGGGGGUUGUACAUGUUAUGUGGAUUUUCUCUGUAUUAUAACUGACUUUUAUCCCUUUUAUGUUCAUUUUUAUUUGCAUUGGUGUAUUUUAUGUGUGGCCGUGGUGCCAUUAAAUGGGGUCCUGAUUGGCUUUUGAGUUGAAAGGUCGUGUGAGAGGCCUGACUAAUAAUGACAAUCAUCUUUAGUGGGGUCACGCAUGUAGUGUACACACUUGAUUAUAAGACCCACUGUGUAGACUGGAAGCUUUUAGGCCUCUUUCUACCAUCAAUUUACUCAAGUAUUGUCAGUUCAUCCAGCGGCACGGUGACCACGUGAAGUUUUUUUUUUUAAUCUUCAACUUUGACCCCAGAAUAUAUUGGCUGAUUUUAGAGUUGGUUUUACAUUUUAUUCAAAAAGAAAUGCACCACAGCCUGUCUUUUAUAAAAGUUUCCUUUUGAAUAUUAGCUCCUCGACUGCCUUUUAUGUGAAUGAGAGGGAGCAGAGUGCACAGUUUCUUCGCGAUAAGCUUAUGUUUUCAUCGAUUAAGCUACACGCUUCUCUUAUUGCAUCCAAAAGGGAGUAGAGCGGAAGCAAAGGGGUGAGUUAUGUUAGUCCAGCUGUUAUCAUAACGUCACACACAGGUUGGAUGUGGGGUUCCAGUUGCAUCUAAUACAGAAGCCUCACAUGUCAUAAACACCACCUCGUUAAUUAUGUCACUUUGUGGUUUCUUAUGGGCUUGAUUAUGUUGAUCAGGCUCAGAGAGAGACUCCGGACACCUUCACCUGGCUCGUCAUCGUCAUUUCACACAGUUGUUUCGUGCAGGAGGAGGACUGAAUUUAGUUUGUGAGAGCGACUGGCUGAAAACCCUCUUCCCAAACAGUGCAACGCUUCUAUCAUGUUCUUCUCGUCCCUCUGUGGUGUUAGUCGGAACUGAUGGUGAAUGUGCAGCCUACCGUCGGCAGUUGUCUUUCAGACGUGCAUGUUCAGCCCACACUAUAUUGCUUCCACUAAUCUCAGUAAUAAUCCGACCAGAAACGAUGCUCAAACCCUGAAACCCGGCGUCUUUUUGGAGCCUCCCCUUCCUCCUCCUCCCCUUCCUCCUCCUCCUCCUCCUCCUCCUCCUCCUCCUCCCCUCUUUCCUCCUCCUUUUUUCACUGCUAAACUGUAAAUAUCAAGUACCUUUUAUUUUGUUAUUUUUAUUGUUAUUAUAUUGUUGUUCUUGUAAUUUUUUUUCUCUAGUAGACCGGCGCAGCAGCGUCCGGACUGUUUAUCCUCAGUCGCAGUCUGUAAAUACGAUUUCAUUUCAGUCCCUGGUUCAGGAGGGGAAACACAGAACAAAAUGUUUCAUUUUUACUCUCUCUCCUUCCAUUUCUCUAUUCACCACUUUCCCUUUUCCCCCUAUAAAUGUUGUCAUAACUGUUUUAUUUAUUGUAUUGUGUUAUUUUUUUUGGGCGGGGUGGGAGAUUCGUUUCCACUGCGGUGGUACAAUUGAGGUUUUUUGUUUUUUUUUAUUCCAAAUUUGAGUCCAACUAUGUCACAUGCAAAACGAUUUCACAUCCAAGAUACUGUACAGAGAUCCGGACGUUGGUGUGUGUGCGCUUUCCAAUCAGUGCUGUUGUGUGUAUGCACAUAAGAGCCAACACGUGGAACUCCAGUUUUUUCAUUUAACUUCAAUGUGAAGGGAAUGUUACAAGCCUCUGGAUCUACAGGGUCGUGGUGUUGAGGGAGCACGGUUAACCCUGUGUGAGUGAGUGUGUGUGAGUGUGUGUGUGUGUGUGUGUGAGUGUGUGUCUGGAGGAAAGGGGGAAAUAAUGAAUUUGUCCAUUGACAUGUAUCAUCUCCUGUGUCCGACCGUCUCCUGUUUCACUUACUGUGUUUAGUAUGAGUGUACAGGUGUUAGGAUGUGUGUAUGCUUCACAGAUACUUUGUGAGUUUCUGCAGGGAAUGUGUGUGUGUGUGCGUGUGCGCUGGCAGACCAUUGACAUUAUUCUCAGUACUCCUGACUUUUUUCCUAAAAAUGAAGAGCUCAUAAAAUGUGCUAUUUUAAUGUUUUUUUUCUUCCAUCUUCUGAUCUGUCACACUUUGUUUUUAAUUUGCUGUGGCCCUGCUCUUUUAUCUCUCGUCUGAGGGUAAAUGUCAAAGUUGGUAAACGGAACGGUUGGAUAAAGGAGAUGAUGAAAAGAGAGGGAUGGAGGGAGAGAGACAGUUUUUGUUUGUUGGUAUAAAUAAUUAAACUCAUUAAUAAAGUGAUGAAACAGU